This is a messenger RNA of Spea bombifrons (plains spadefoot toad), 1645 nucleotides long. RefSeq names its product YJU2 splicing factor homolog (gene YJU2). The coding region runs from base 66 to 1088 and encodes 340 amino acids. Gene Ontology annotation, cellular component: U2-type catalytic step 1 spliceosome. Gene Ontology annotation, biological process: mRNA splicing, via spliceosome. The record is from RefSeq and is a predicted model, not a curated record. Lineage: Eukaryota; Metazoa; Chordata; Amphibia; Anura; Pelobatidae. The transcript is spliced from 8 exons.
GCAGUGUUUGGUGACGUCAUUCGUGUGCGCCUGCACGGAGGGAAUUGUUGACUAGUGAGGUCGUCAUGUCGGAGAGAAAAGUAUUAAAUAAAUACUACCCCCCGGAUUUCGAUCCAUCUAAAAUCCCAAAGUUGAAACUCCCAAAGGAUCGUCAGUAUGUGGUGCGUCUGAUGGCUCCGUUUAACAUGAGGUGCAAAACAUGUGGUGAAUAUAUUUACAAAGGGAAGAAGUUCAAUGCCAGGAAGGAAACUGUGCAAAAUGAGCUGUAUUUGGGACUCCCUAUCUUCCGAUUUUAUAUCAAGUGUACACGCUGCUUAGCUGAAAUUACCUUUAAGACAGACCCUGAGAACACAGAUUAUGCCAUGGAGCACGGAGCUACACGCAACUUCCAGGCAGAGAAGCUGAUUGAAGAAGAGGAGAAGAGAUUUGUUAAGGAACGUGAGGAAGAAGAGCUCAAUAACCCAAUGAAGGUUCUUGAGAACCGAACUAAGGAUUCUAAAAUGGAAAUGGAGGUUCUGGAGAACCUACAGGAACUGAAAGAGCUUAAUCAGCGUCAGGCAAAUGUGGACUUUGAGUCAAUGUUGGAACAGUACCGAGAGACUGAAGAAGAAAUCAAGAAAAGAGAGGAAGAGGAAGAUGAAAGAGAGAUGAGGGAGAUGAUGGCUCAGGCAAAUAAAAGAAGAUUUAUACAGGAUUCUGACUCUGAUGAAGAGCAGCACCCAGUAAAGGCUAAACCAACAGAGAAGACAAAUGUAACUGAUAUACUAAUAAAACAAUCCACUGGGACAUGUGAGAACAAGAGAACAAAACUCAAUAGCCGAAAGCUGAUAUCGGACCUUGUAGUGAGAAAACGAGAGUGUUCGUUGCCCAGCAGACAACAAAAUACAGCUUCCGCCACAGAUGCCCUACAAGCUGAUGGUUCUUUACGCAACAUAAAUCCAAGUAAUGGCACGACUGUUUCACAGAGUUCUUCAGAUGCUACAAAUACUGGAAAUCCCAGUGAUAAAUUCCCAUGCAAUCCUUCAAAAUCAGGAACUUCUUCUCUGGCCCUUUUGGGAUUGUACUCAGACAGCGAUGGAAGUGAUUAAAAAUUGAAUUAAAAUUAAAUAUAUUUUAGUCUCCAUUUCAUUUUUAGGACAUGGCCGUAUGCUGUUUCUUUUAGACAUUACAUUUUGAUGGUGGAAAUUUUGAUUUUUGUGUAUAUAUACUAAAUUUUUGUUGGGUUUUAUACCAAUUUUAAUUUCAGAGCUAUUUCCUCCCUUAUAAGUGUUAAUGGAUAUUUUAUGGUGUAAAUAUAAAGAAAAUAAACAAAUGAUGGAAAUAUUACUAUAGCAUUGUUGAUUAAUUUGAUGCUAACACCGUGUAUCCUACAGAUCGCAUCCUGCCAUAAAACGGAAUUAUUAUCUUAUUUAUAUAGCGCCAACAAUCUACGCAGCAGUUAUUGUAUUCUAAAAUUAAAUUACCACCCUAAUGACUUUUCUAGUAUAUGAGUCUGAAUAUUGUAUUGGCUGUGUUAAUGGCAGUGUUUUGCUACCGCAGUUAAGAAGCACAUUAUAUACAGUCAGGGCUAGCCCUUAGCCUGUGCUACAUGUGUGUUUGGUAAUAUAGCAUUUAUUGUAAGAGCAAUAAAUUCAUUUUAAAGGUU